CCCGCUAAGGUGAAAUGCAGAAAUGAAAAGGACGCAUCCAUUUGAGUAUUCUCACAUACGAUUACAUGCAUUAUCGUGUUUUCCAUGCUACUGACUUUUUUUUUAAUGUUUAAAAAUUGUUAAGCGUUAAACAGCUUAGGAUUUGCAAACUCAGUGUUCCUGAUUGAAGAUCCCAAGUAGAGAUUUUAUUACAGCAUAAAUACCUCAGAGGAGCCCUCGACCUAGUUCCAUACAGAGUUCUUUCAUCAGCUGUGACCUGAAGUUUCAGCUCCUAGGAUGGCAGACAAGCUUCCCACAGAGUUUGAUGUAGUUAUUAUAGGGACAGGUUUGCCUGAGUCCAUCCUGGCAGCUGCGUGUUCCAGAAGUGGACAGCGAGUUCUGCAUGUUGACUCCAGAAGUUACUAUGGAGGGAAUUGGGCAAGUUUCAGCUUUACAGGCUUGCUGUCCUGGCUGAAGGACUAUGAACAGAACCAUGACAGCGAGGAAGACAUGACUGCCUCGUGGCAAGACCUGAUCCAUGAAACGGAAGACGCCAUCGCUCUUUGCAAGAAAGAUGAGACUAUUGAGAACACAGAAGUCUUCUGUUACGCCAGUCAAGAUGAUGGGGACAGCACUCAAGAGAACAAUGCUCUGCAGAGAAGUCCUUCCCCAAAGGCAUCUGCUACCCUGGCUGACUCUCUGGAUUCUGCAGGUUUGCCCAAAGAAGGGUACACAGUAUACUUUUCAAGCCACGAAGCACCUUCUAGACACACAGAGAGAAGUGAUACGGAGCCGUCACCAUCCUUAACUGAUGCAGAGAACUCACUGGAUCAAGAAAAGGAUGGUGGCAUCCAGACAGUUUCAGAUGGAGAUAAAGAUGAAGACAAACCUGAUAUAGAAGACAACAGCAAACAACCAAAGAGAAACAGGAUUACUUACCCUCAAAUGAUUAAGGAGAGCCGGAGAUUUAAUAUUGACUUGGUAUCGAAGCUGCUGUAUUCUCAAGGAUCAUUGAUUGAUCUUCUCAUCAAAUCAAACGUUAGUCGUUACGCAGAAUUUAAGAAUGUCACUAGGAUCCUUGCGUUUCGGGACGGGAAGGUAGAGCAGGUGCCUUGCUGCAGAGCAGAUGUCUUUAGUAGUAAAGCGCUCACCGUGGUUGAGAAGAGAAUGCUAAUGAAAUUCCUCACAUUCUGUUUAGACUAUGAACAGCAUUCUGAUGAAUACCAAGACUUCAAACAAUGCCCAUUUUCUGAGUACCUAAAAACUAAAAAGUUAACGCCCAACCUCCAACAUUUCAUACUACACUCAAUUGCAAUGACAUCAGAACCAUCCUGCACUACGUUAGAUGGUCUUAAAGCAACAAAAACCUUUCUUCAGUGUCUUGGACGGUUUGGCAACACUCCCUUUAUAUUUCCUUUAUAUGGCCAAGGAGAAAUCCCCCAGUGUUUCUGCAGGAUGUGUGCAGUGUUUGGUGGAAUCUAUUGUCUUCGCCAUAAAGUCCAAUGCCUUGUAGUUGAUAAAGACUCUGGAAGAUGUAAAGGGGUCAUUGACCACUUUGGUCAGAGAAUAAGUGCCAACUACUUUAUUGUGGAGGACAGUUACCUUUCUAAGGAAACCUGUUCAAAUGUGCAAUAUAAGCAGAUCUCGAGGGCUGUGCUUAUCACAGAUCAGUCCAUCCUAAAGACAGAUUCAGACCAUCAAAUUUCCAUUCUGGUAGUGCCUCCACUAGAGCCUGGAAGCAGCUCAAUUCGGGUCAUGGAGUUAUGCUCAUCAACCAUGACGUGCAUGAAGGACAGCUAUCUGGUCCACCUGACCUGUGUUUCUUCAAAAACAGCCCGAGAAGACUUGGAACCAGUAGUUAAGCAGUUAUUCAUUCCUUUUGCAGAAGCAGAAACAGAUGAGGAAGAACUCAGAAAACCAAGACUCUUGUGGGCCCUUUAUUUUAAUAUGAGAGAUUCCUCAGGAGUGAGCCGAAGCUCAUACCAUGGUUUACCUUCCAAUGUGUACAUCUGCUCUGGGCCUGACUGUGGACUGGGGAAUGAGCAUGCCGUUAAGCAAGCGGAAACACUGUUCCAGGAGAUCUUUCCCAGUGAAGAGUUCUGCCCUCCUCCACCAAAUCCAGAAGACAUUAUCUUUGAAGGUGAGGGUUAGCAAGCAGACAUCCUGGAGUCAGUAACACACUUACCAUCCAGCUAGACACCCCAAGGACACAGCAAGGACUUGUAAAGCACAGAACACCUUCGAAAUUAAAACUGACUGGAAGUAUUUUCAUCCUGGUCUCACAAUAUUGUCACUGAAAGACAGCUGCCAUUUGUGAUAAGCGCUGUUCACAUGUCUUCAACACCAAGACACUGGGUACCCUAAUAGCUCUGCUAAUCUGUCAGCAUCUGGUUUGUGGUGACUCACCUUUUUCAGAAUUGGCUACAGGAAUCCAGAAUCUCUGAAUGUCAUUAGCUUUAUUUUACUUUUGGGUUUCACAUUAGCGACAUUGCUUAACUUAAGGUAGCAUCGUCUUCUGUGUUCUGUGUUCAGGUUUUAUCAUUAUCUACACAAAAAUUAAUAUCCACAGAGUGCUACUACUGUUGCUACCACCUCGGGUGCACAGAGGAACACAUAAUCAUAAACGGAGUGAGUUUUUUGUAUAUUAUGUAAACACACAGGGCUGGUAGUAGGAGUAGCAGCUAAUACAAGUAUGGUAAAAAAGCAAGUGUUAGAAGCUUGGCCAUGCAUGAGCCUGUGGCUUGGGGCUGCUAUUUACAUGUGAUUUCACCUGCUUUAACCUUUGUCACUGAGGAGGCAGUGAGACUACGCUAGCCUGCUACUUUACAAAAAAAAGUGCCCCUUAGUCGUUUGAAGAACCUCUUAUUUACGAGAUGUAUUGCAAUCUGGGUAUGGUUGCUUAUUCAUGUAAUGCUAACAUUCAGGAGGUUGAGACAGGAGGAUUGCUGUAAAAUCCAGGCCAGUCUGGGCUACUGUGUCGAAACUCAUUUCAAAACAAAACCAACCCCACUACCUACCAAAAAAAGAAGUAUAUUGUAAAGAAAAUUAAAGGGACAAAUUUAUUCAGAAAAUUUCUAUAGAGCUGACUAAUACUUAAAAGAACUAACAAUUAACUCAGGCUAACAUAAAUUAAUAAGUGACCCUAGAAAAAGGUAUUUUAGGAUAAGUGUUUAGAAAUUUCCAGAAAGGAAUCCCAAGGAAAGAAUAGUGGUGCAUCUUGAUGUGGGAAUUAUAGAUGCCUUUAAGUUACAGAUUUCCCCAUUCCGGCUUCUCAGAGUGAAACAGGACACCUGAUUAGCUUUAAGGAACACUGUAACUGACAGAGUGCAUCACUUCCGCUACACGUAGAAUGGGAAGCUUUGGCUACAGAGCCACCUGACCACCUGCAGUGUCCCCGCAGUAAAAGCCCUCUACUGUGAGAAGAGGCACAGUGUGUCAGCAGAUUACAGUGUGGUCUGAAUAUCCGCUAGUAUAUGCCCUUCAGUGAGAGAAAUGAGGUAAGACAUUUCAAUGAAUGCCAGUGUGCUGAGAAUAGAAAGCCAUCCAUUGGUCCCGGUGUUUUUUAAUAUAAUAAUCCAUAAUAUUGUAUAGAUCUUAAGGAUUAAAUAUAGCAGAACAACUAAGAUAACCUUAAAUGACCUAGAAGUAGCAAUUAAGAGAAUUUAAGUUCAUAAAUUUGAGAGAAUUAAAUUCAUAAAGUUUGUCAGACCACAGUCUUUUCAAAAGAUAUUAAAAAGAGGCAUAGUUGUAAGAGAUAAACAGGGCUGAAUGUAAUAGAAAUGAGGAUUAGACGAGGUCAAAGCAGGGGUUUGUUGUUUUUUGUUUUCUAAACAUUAAGUGGAAGUGCAGCAAGUGAGCAAAACUUAUUUUUAAAAAAUAUAAGGGAUGUUAUCUAAUUUUCUAAUGAGUUAGAAUGGGUUUCUUGGUAGUUUUCAGUUGUUUAAGAAGGAAGAUCAUAAAUGCUACCUUCCAUUAAUUAUAUGUGACUCAGUUAGGGCUCCAUACUAACAGUCUAACCAAAUUUCUCAUUCUGGCCAGGUGAAACUGUAGAGUAAAAUGUUGGCCAAGGAGGUAACAGCUAUCAGAAACAGUGUCUCAGGAUGAGAAGGCUUGUGUCCAGUAGAGCAUCCCUGCAUCAACAUGAACAGAACAAGAGAUAAGAACCCAUAAUAUUAACUGCACUAACUAGGUGCCUCCAUUUGGUUUAAUUAUGUUUGCUAAUGAAUUUGUGGGCUUUUCAUAAUAUGAUAAGCAACUACUUAAAACUUGUAUUUAUAUUGGGAAAGUCAGUAAUCACCAUUUCUCAAGCAGAAAUGAACAGCUUUGGUACUAUUUUUAUCUGUGUAUGUCUGAAAAAAAUUGUCACUGGAACAAAAAAUACAAAGUAAAGAUGUAAAAAGAAACCAGUGCACAUAUAUUCUAUUUCCAUGGCUUUAUACCUCACUAAACCUCUAUUACCAUAUAAAUACAAUAUGAACAGAAGAUAAUCUCACAAGUUGCAAAAUGCAUAGUUUUGUUUUGUUUUGUUUAUUUUUGAAAUCUCAUUUCUAAAUUCCAAUUGGGAUGGAAUUUUCAAAAGCAUUGAUAUUAAUAUAGAUGAGCAUCUUUAAAAUGUUGUAGCUGUAUUAGAGUAAUUUAAGAAAGAUAAAUAGAAGGUUUAAUGAAGGAGCUAAAUUUAAAAUAUGAGUAUGCUACCAUGAGAGAUGUUUGCCUUGAAGAAAAUGCUGUAAACACAGGGAGACCACACGUCAUUUAUUAUCAGUUGUCUGAUCUCAAGGCAGUCACUUUCAGCUUCCAUAUACCAUCUAUCAAAUAGAAAUAAUACUUAACAGAAUUACUGUGAAGAUUAUGUUGGAUAAUGCAUAAGAACCCAUAUCUAAAGUAAUGCCAGCAUGUGAUAUUUGUAACUGAUAUUUAUUACGAUAUCAUUUGUGACGCCAACCUUAUGCUUUAUGAAUUUGUGAGAAUUGUGAUAAAUUACGCAUGCAGGAAAGUAACCAAGGAAAGAUGUCUUCAGUUUUAGAGGGGAAAAUGUGGGGUUUUGCCCUUCGAAUCCUUAAGGUGUGAUACACAGACACUGAAAUUGUUCUGUGGUGCUGAGUUAAGACUUAUCAGCUACCUGGAAAACAGUAUUUAGAAGCUGUUCAUAGGAAGACUAGAUCAGUAUGGAGAUAUAUUCUAGGCCACUUUGCAUCCAAUAAUGCAGUUUAUUUGGUAAUUGAAAUAUUAAACAUGAAAGUAAUAAGAAUACAUUUUUUACCUCAGUAAUGAUGCCAAGGAAUGUUCUGGCAGGUGAACAUUGACAAGAUAGACCAAUUAAAACUUAAAAAAAAAAAAAUAAGUACAUAACAAGGAGAGAAGGUAGAAUAAAAAAGCUGUUUUUAUUGCAUGGGUGUUUUUUAUUAUUUUAAUUUUUCAAGACAGGGCUUUUCUAUGUAGCCCCAGCUGUUCUGGAACUUGCUCUGUAGACCAGGCUAGCCCCGAAUUCCUCAGUGCUGGGAUUAAAGGCAUGCACUACCACUGUCAGCUUGUAUUUUGUUUUUGUUUAUUUUGAAUUGUUUUAGUGGGUGCAGAUUCUUUAGGCUUUCUACUCUUCUUGUGCAGAGCAUAAAGUGAUAGGUUGCAAUUGGAAAAAAAAGAAGUAAAAAUAAACUCUUUGAUCCUCAAAUUAAUUUGCAUUAAAAUAGAUAUUAAAGUAGCUUUGACUGAGUGCCUUCUAGUUAGUGGAUUUUUCAGUCUGCAUGAGCCUUCAUACAGCAGCGUCAUGUAUUCAUGGUCAUUUUGAAGAACUAGUCGAGAUUAACCAGACCUCUAUAACUGAUAUUUUUGACAUCACUUUGAGUGGCACAUGCCCAGGAAAAAACUCAGAAUGAACAAAUUAAUAAAUAAAGCAACUUCUAAAAAGUAAGUUUUUUUUUUUUUUUUUUUAACCUUCUGACUAAGAAAUGGAUAAAUUUUGGUGUGCUGCUAGUGCUAUAGUAACCUUACAGAGAGUUAGAUGGCAUAUGUAAGAUUGUAUGUAAACAGUUUGACAAUCAAAAAGAUGUUAGUUUACAACCAAAAUUAUUGCGUGCUGGUUACAUUUGUAUAAAAAUUCAGAUCCCUACACUGGAAGGAAUCAGAAGGCAUGUAAUCGCAGGUUAAUACUUAAUAUAUUUCUGUAAAAUAUUGAUGUGUACAAUAAAAAUAAAAGAUUAACUGGUGAAA
Molecule: messenger RNA, 6186 nt
Organism: Cricetulus griseus (Chinese hamster)
Lineage: Eukaryota; Metazoa; Chordata; Mammalia; Rodentia; Cricetidae
Source: RefSeq, a predicted model, not a curated record